AUGUUAGGGGAAAGAUGCUACCGCUUUUACGUAGUUAACCAAUUAACUUGGCCCGACGCUAAGAGAGAAUGUCGAGACCAAGGAGCUGAACUCCUCAAGGUCGAUGAUCAAUACGAACAAUUUUUUAUUUCCCAAUACCUGAGGCUCUUACAAGUUCCGACUUCGGAUGGACUUUUAACUGGUAUAUGGAUCGGGGCUAAUGACAGGGCAAAGGAAGGAACUUUUGUGUGGAACGCUGAUAAUACUGCUUUGACCUAUACCAAUUGGGCUCAAAAUCAACCUAACAAUGAGGCUGAACAAGACUGCGUGGCUAUGAUAGCUCAAAAUUAUUUUAGAUGGGACGACCUGAACUGCGAUAGACCUAUGAGAUUCGUGUGCGAAAAACCCAUCAUGAUUGAGACUACUCUUUUGUAUUAA
Messenger RNA from Gordionus sp. m RMFG-2023, 417 nucleotides. RefSeq names its product neurocan core protein-like. The coding region runs from base 1 to 417 and encodes 138 amino acids. The record is from RefSeq and is a predicted model, not a curated record. The transcript is spliced from 2 exons. NCBI's taxonomy places the organism in Eukaryota, Metazoa, Nematomorpha, Gordioida, Chordodea, Parachordodidae.